AACAGCUGUGGAAAUAUUGAUUUUUGAAAUCAAUUCUGCAACUCCAGCGUCGUGCAUUUUAAAGCGUUAAACUAACCGAGAAAAUGUCCUCUAACGGCGAGUGCUUUGUUGUUCUGCCUGUCAACUGUGUCUCUGGCACCCUUAUUGUUGGCCGCAAUGCGGAGGACGAGGCAUCGGUGGGCGUUGCAGAAGAAGUAUGCUACUAUGAUGUCAGCGAAGUACUGGAGGGGAAGACUGAUGGCGGAGCCGCUGCCGAAUCGAGCAACGACGCCUUGCGUGUUAUAUUGCAAAAACCAAAGCCCGGUCUCUGGGGCGGAGAUUUUGGGGCCAACGAACGCGGCCUGGCCGUAGGUCUCACCUGGUCGGCUGGUGAGGAUGAUGCCAAAGACAGCGAUAGCCUGCUGGGCACGGAUAUAGUGCGAUUGACUUUGGCCGUGUCCAGCGAUGUGGAGGCAGCCGUGGACCGUAUUGGGCUGCUGGUUGCUACCCACGGCCAUGAUAACUCCAAGCUCAAUUUUAUUGCGUGUGAUUCCACGGCCGCCUGGCUCAUCAGCUGUGCCGGCAAGGUCUGGGCCGCCGAGAAGGUAGAGUCUAGCUUCCUGCGGCUGCCCAGUGGCGGCCUGACCGUGAGCACCGUCAUUAACAAGUCCAGCGAGGGGCUGGACGCAGAGGCCAGCUUUUCGGCGGCCCAUGAUGCCGAGGCCCAGACGCCAGCCGAAGAUUGGUGUGGGCCCAAGCCAUCGGGCGAUGGCACCUACACCCAGCAUGACAUGUUCGAGACGCUGCGCGCCGCCAGCAACGAGAGUAGCUCCCGGGCAGCCACUGUUUCUGUGCUGUCGUCCAAGGGGAUUUGCUGCCAUUGGUUUACGGCCACGCCCAAUGCAGCUGAAUCCGUGUUCAAGCCAUUUGUUUUCGCACCCAAGCCUCGGAUUUCGCCACUAACGGCCGUUCAGCCUGAGGCUGAAUUAACGCUCCUACACAAAUUGCAUUCGCAGCGCAAGCCAGCGGCCCUUGAGCACUUGCGCAGCCUGGAGCGCUCCUGUGUGGACGAGUUGAACAAUUACUUUUCGCUGCAGGAUCAUGCGAGCGACGAGCUCGACGAACUGCUCAAGGACUGUGUCGAGGCGGAGGUCAAAUUUUAUCGCUAAAAUCGCGAUACUCCAUUCCAAAUAUUGAUAUUCAAAAAAAA
Molecule: messenger RNA, 1189 nt
Organism: Drosophila guanche
Lineage: Eukaryota; Metazoa; Arthropoda; Insecta; Diptera; Drosophilidae
Product: secernin-3
Exons: 3
Coding region: 84-1148 (354 amino acids)
Biological process (GO): proteolysis
Molecular function (GO): dipeptidase activity; cysteine-type exopeptidase activity
Source: RefSeq, a predicted model, not a curated record